AUGCCGGUGUCGGACGUCCGCGCUGCGACCCUUAGUCGCGUCAUCAACCUACAAAUUGGCAGUUUAGCCGACGGCCCGCCGCGGGCGAUGGACGCGGCAGCCAUCUCGAAAAAUACAAAAGCUAUCGCCGCGAAACGCCCCGAGAAUGGGAAUGACGAGGGAAAAAAAAUAUCGCCCGACUUGCACGAAGGAAGCGAGCACGAGCGCCGGAAACCAAUCGAGUGCCAGCAGCCAAUAUGGCUCCGCGUUUACGUUUACGUUAACGCUGACUUCGCCCCGGGAAGCGCUGCGGCCCUGAAACGAAAACACGAGCCGCGAGAUUUACAGACUUCCACCGCCCGCGGCCGUGAAUGCGCGGCGCACGAAACAACUUCGUUACAACUCGACGCCGUUUCGUUUCGGGCCCGCGAUAUUAGUUUUGGCCAAAAGGCUAUUUUUCAUACCGCCGCUGGCGGCUGGAAGCCUUCGGAAGUUUUC
Iphiclides podalirius (scarce swallowtail) is the source of this 477-nucleotide messenger RNA. The record is from the annotation of a GenBank genome assembly. NCBI's taxonomy places the organism in Eukaryota, Metazoa, Arthropoda, Insecta, Lepidoptera, Papilionidae.